This is a messenger RNA of Chironomus riparius, 603 nucleotides long. NCBI's taxonomy places the organism in Eukaryota, Metazoa, Arthropoda, Insecta, Diptera, Chironomidae. The record is from the annotation of a GenBank genome assembly.
GCUGAAUGUUGAUAAAGGCUUUGAAUUAUUUCAUUUUAAUCUCAUUUUGUGUCUGGAUUUAAGUGACUUAAGAUGAGAUCCAUCAAAUUAUCAACUUUAGGCCUUCAAAUGUUCCUUAUCGCAGCUAUUUUUGCUGUCUUAACCCAACCAAGUCUUCAAAACUCAAUAAAUUGUGACUUUAACAAGCAAACUGAAGAAGAAAUCCUCUGCAUCAUCAACAAGACGGCAAUAUCACAUCCAGAUACAAAAAUAGAGCAUAACCAUGUCGAUAAAUUGAAUGUCUUGAAGAUAUUUGGCACAUCAAUCGAAUAUUUGCCACUGUUCCUCAAUAAAAAUGAACUAAGAAUAAUUGAUGGAUAUGACAACAACUUUGAGCACUUGGAUGAGACAACUUUUGAUGGACUUAAGCUUGAAAGUCUAAAUUUACAGCAAUCUGGAAGCUGUUCAUUGUACAAAUAUCAACUCACUGAAAGACAAGAGAUCAUGAACAUGGAUGAGGUCAAAGAAGACAUUCGGGAUGACUGCAAAGGAACUGACUUUAAAAUUUAUGAAAUUCAUGCAAGAACGAUGGAAAUUGUUGAAAAGUUUGGUGAUAAAAUGUAG